Prunus armeniaca (apricot) is the source of this 264-nucleotide messenger RNA. The record is from the annotation of a GenBank genome assembly. NCBI's taxonomy places the organism in Eukaryota, Viridiplantae, Streptophyta, Magnoliopsida, Rosales, Rosaceae.
AUGCAAGAUAAUACAGCUGCUGUAGAAGAGGAAAACCCCUCAUUUUCGGCCAAGAAAUUGCUGAAUCAUUGGAACACUUGUAGAGCAAUGAGGGUGAUCCUGAAGAAUGUCAUUGCUGUUGGUAUCGGUGGCAGCUUCUUAGAUCCAAAGGCUAUCGAAACAGCAAGGGGAAGGCAACUGCAUUUUCUUGCAAACGUUGAUCCUAUUGAUGUUGCGAGAAAUAUUACAGGGUUAAAUCCAGAAACUACCCUUGGUAAGCAUUAA